Beta vulgaris subsp. vulgaris (sugar beet) is the source of this 504-nucleotide messenger RNA. RefSeq lists its product as uncharacterized. Bases 1 to 504 code for a protein of 167 amino acids. The transcript has a single exon. Gene Ontology annotation, molecular function: nucleic acid binding. Gene Ontology annotation, biological process: DNA integration. NCBI's taxonomy places the organism in Eukaryota, Viridiplantae, Streptophyta, Magnoliopsida, Caryophyllales, Amaranthaceae. The record is from RefSeq and is a predicted model, not a curated record.
AUGAGAGGCAUUACAACCAAUGACGUCAAAGGGUUCGUCUGGAAAAAUCUCAUCACCCGGUUUGGUAUGCCUCAGUCCAUUGUUAUUGACAAUGGACCACAGUUCGAAACACCCAAGAUUCGUCAAUGGUUGGCCGAUCAAGUAAUCAGAGCCCACUUUGCUGCAGUUGCUCAUCCCCAAGCCAAUGGGCAGGUUGAAGCUUUCAACAAAAUCUUAUUGGCAGGAAUAAAAAAGAAGCUGGAUAAUUCAAGAGGGUUAUGGGUUGUAGAGUUACAGUUGGUUUUAUGGUCAAUUAGAACAACGGCCAAGAACUCAACUGGAAAAACUCCGUUCAUGCUCCUCUAUGGAUCAGACGCCGUUCUCCCUAUUGAGAUUGAGGAACCAACUCUGCGAGUCAUGAUGUACUCAGAGGAUCCCAAUUGGGCUGCUCUCCGGACGGCCUUGGAUCUGGUUCCUGAACUCAGGGGCAAUGCGCUGCUAACGAUGCAACUCUACAAGUUAUGA